Chilo suppressalis (striped riceborer) is the source of this 897-nucleotide messenger RNA. Lineage: Eukaryota; Metazoa; Arthropoda; Insecta; Lepidoptera; Crambidae. The record is from the annotation of a GenBank genome assembly.
CAUUAUUUUUGGUUAACAAUAGUUCUUUUUACAAUAACAAUCAUCGAAACAGCGGGAGGUGCAGCAGGUAUGCGAAAUCCUACACGCGCCAUGACUGAUAUCGACACAAGAUGAAAUGCCAUGGUAAGGCAGCCCAAAUUAUAACGAUAUAAAAAGACGGCAGAUGGAACAAACAUCAUUCGGUGAUCGACUUGUAACAGUCGUGGUUCAGUUAUUUUAAACAGUAAUUUGGAAAAUUAUUACUUUUAAAAUGUGUUCAAAACUGAUUAUGGUCACGUGCGCUAUUCUGGCUGUUGUCGCAGCAGAACACAAUCAUGGCUACAACCAUGGCUAUUCCGGUAACUCUGGCUACAAUAAUUACGGGGGCGCUCAUAUUCCCAUUCUUCGGUAUGAGAAUGUAAACAACGGCGAUGGCACUUACCGAUACAGCUAUGAAACUGGCAACGGCAUCUCAGCGCACGAGAGUGGGUCCCCACGUGCUCCGGGCCCCGAGGGCCCCGCGGUGACGGCGGAGGGCGGGUUCUCGUACCGCGCGCCCGACGGCCAGCAGAUCUCCCUCUCCUACACCGCCGACGAGAACGGCUUCCACCCCACCGGCUCGCACAUCCCCACGCCCCCACCCAUCCCUGAGGCAAUCCUCCGCUCUCUCCAAUACAACAGACAAAAUCCGUCUUCAGACAACGGUUAUAACCACGGUGGCAGGCAACACAACAACUACCAUUACUAGGAGAAAAAUGAAAUGAUCCUAUAUUACAUAUAGAAUUUGGCAUGAUAAAGGACCCGAGUGUUAGUUAGGUAUAAGAUAAUUUAUUGUAUAAAGUUGUAUUUGGAAAUAAAACCACAUAAGUACACCAUUUUUACUAUUAUUACCUCGUGUUGUAUUUCCGGAAAUUGUCG